Messenger RNA from Drosophila melanogaster (fruit fly), 3535 nucleotides. It is a transcript of the gene Unc-115b, whose product is annotated as uncoordinated 115b. Lineage: Eukaryota; Metazoa; Arthropoda; Insecta; Diptera; Drosophilidae. The record is from RefSeq and is marked reviewed. The transcript is spliced from 10 exons. The coding region runs from base 1169 to 3475 and encodes 768 amino acids.
ACUUUUUCUCAUGACGUGUCGGCGAGCUUAACUUUAUUAAAGAACUACUCGAAAAAGUCACUGCAAAUAGCCGAAAAUGCGCGACCAAUUCAUCAGCCUGGCCCUGAUUCUGUGCGUCCUGCACAGCGCCUGCGGCUUGUACUUCCACAUAUCGCAGACGGAGCGCAAGUGCUUCAUCGAGGAGGUUCCCGACGAGACAACUGUGAUUGUUAACUACAAGGUAGAGCUGUAUGAUCCGCGCUCUAAUGGAUUCAUGCCCUCGUCGCCCGGAAUCGGCAUGCAUGUGGAAGUACGCGACAGCGACGACAAGAUUGUGCUGUCCCGCGUGUACAGCUCACAGGGCCGCAUCUCGUUCACCUCGCACACUCCUGGCGAGCACGUCAUCUGCAUGUUCUCGAACAGCACCGCGUGGUUCAGUGGUGCCCAGCUGCGUGUUCACCUGGACAUCCAGGUGGGAGAGCACGCUAUCGACUACGCCCAUGUGGCGCAGAAGGAGAAACUGACUGAGCUGCAGCUGCGCAUCCGCCAGCUACUUGACCAGGUGGAGCAGAUCACCAAGGAGCAGAACUACCAGCGAUACCGCGAGGAGCGGUUCCGUCACACCAGCGAGAGCACCAACUCCCGCGUGCUCUGGUGGUCGCUGGCCCAGACCGUCGUCUUGGUUUGCAUGGGCUUCUGGCAUCUAUUUAACCUGUUCCACACUUGUGUGUACAUUAACGAGCAGUGUUUGUGUGUGUGCUGUCUUUAUAUAAAGAAAAUAUCUGCCCUUGGCCUUAUCAAUGAUAAGAUUAAUGGCUUGCCAGACCCGUGAGUCAGACUACAAACGACUUACGGCCAUGUCGGGGUGUGUAGAAGAGUUGGCCUGGUUGUGACUGUCAAUACAAGUGCUUACAUAGGCACACAAGUGUGGGGGAAACAACGCACACACACAUACAACGAAUCUCGCAACAUACGAUAUACGAUAAGUUGUGAUGUAUAUAUUAAUAUAUAUAUCCAUUCCGAAACAUCCACAAACAGACAAGACCAGACCGAUAUACCCUAGCACAUUGGGAACGGAGCUUCGAACUGAGCUCGGUAAAACGGGGCAAGGUUGGGGCAUUAUCGCAUCACAUGCAUAUGACAUCAGCGCAACACUGCGUAUACGUAAUCUGGCGAUAGUACUGAUUGAAUGAAUUUAAUGUCAGGCUCUACUAACCGUAGUUCUCCCUUCGUUUUCGUCCCCUUUUCCCCGCAAACAGGUAAACAAAAAAUCUACUGUGCGAAAUGCACGAAGAAGUGCUCCGGCGAGGUGCUCCGCGUGGCGGACAACCACUUCCACAAGGCCUGCUUCCAGUGCUGCCAGUGCAAGAAGUCCCUGGCCACCGGCGGAUUCUUCACAAAGGACAACGCCUACUAUUGCAUACCGGACUAUCAGCGGCUGUACGGCACCAAGUGCGCAAAUUGCCAGCAGUAUGUGGAGGGCGAGGUGGUCAGCACCAUGGGCAAGACCUAUCACCAGAAGUGCUUCACCUGCUCCAAGUGCAAGCAGCCCUUCAAGUCGGGCAGUAAGGUGACCAACACCGGAAAGGAGGUGCUUUGCGAGCAAUGCGUCACGGGUGCUCCAGUGUCGCCCAGUCGCCAGGCGACGGGUGGAGGCGUCUCCUCGCCAGCUCCUCCGGCGGAGAGUCCGACGAGAGCCACUGCCCACCAGCAGCACGGCAGUGUGAUCUCUCAUAAGGCGCACCUCAAGGAGGACUACGAUCCCAAUGACUGUGCCGGCUGUGGGGAGCUGCUGAAGGAGGGCCAGGCACUGGUGGCGUUGGACCGGCAGUGGCAUGUCUCUUGUUUCCGGUGCAAGGCCUGCCAGGCGGUGCUCAAUGGGGAGUACAUGGGCAAAGACGCGGUGCCCUACUGCGAGAAGUGCUACCAGAAGGGAUUCGGGGUGAAGUGUGCCUACUGCAGUCGCUUCAUUAGCGGCAAGGUGCUCCAGGCGGGCGACAACCACCACUUCCAUCCGACCUGUGCCCGCUGCACAAAGUGCGGCGAUCCCUUCGGCGACGGCGAGGAGAUGUACCUGCAGGGCAGUGCCAUCUGGCAUCCGCGAUGCGGUCCGGGUCCCUCCGAGUCCGGCAUAAUUUUGAACGGCGGCGGAGGCACUUCGUCGGUGGUCGGAGGUGCCUCCAAUGGCAACUUCACAGACACUGAAUGCGACCGGAUGAGCUCCAGUGCCCUUAGCGAGAUGUACAUCCGCUCCAGAACUCCGAGCUUUAAUGGUUCACUUUAUUCCUCUAGCCGCAAGCACUACCGAACGGUGAGUCCGGGUCUGAUACUCCGGGAGUACGGACGACCCAAUGCCGAGGACAUCUCGCGCAUCUACACCUACAGCUAUCUGACGGAUGCGCCGCACUAUCUGCGCAAGCCGAUCGAUCCGUAUGACAAGACGCCGCUGUCGCCGCACUUCCAUCGGCCCUCCUCAUACGCGACCACCGCCAGCAAUGCGGGAUCCGUGGCCGGAAGCCGCCCGCCGUCGCGUCCCCACUCGCGGACCCGCAGCGCCAUGAAGGUGCUGGUGGACGCCAUCCGCUCGGAGACGCCGCGUCCCAAGAGUCCUGGCAUGAACAACGAGGAGCCGAUUGAACUGUCUCACUAUCCGGCCGCCAAGAAGCCGCCGCCAGGUGAGCAGCCCAAGAUCGAGCGGGAUGACUUUCCCGCUCCGCCGUAUCCCUACACGGAUCCGGAGCGUAGGCGGCGAUACAGUGAUACCUACAAGGGAGUGCCCGCCUCCGAUGAUGAGGACGAGAAUGUGGAGAAUGGCAAGCCGAAUGGCAAGGUCAAGAAUGGCGAGGAGCAGCAACGCCUUCAACGCGAAGCCGAACAGCUGGAAAAGCUUAACUCGGGCAUCGGAUCGGCGAUUGCCAAGGACCUCAAGGAGCACGCCAAGUACAGGAAGUGGAAGCAGAACAAUUUGGAUCCGCGCAACGCAUCCAGGACGCCCUCCGCUUCCAAGGAGCCACUCUACAAAUUGAGAUACGAAUCGCCCAUUGGAGCAUCGCCAUCGCGCAAUCUGGACCACCAGAAGCCCUUCUACGAGGACGAGAUGUUCGAUCGCUCCACCAGCUACCGUGGCUCGCUUGGCAAAUCGCUUGGAAACGCGCCCAGCUACAAUGCCAUACAUUCCUACCGAUCGCCGCCCAAGCCCGGAUACGGAUUCAAAACGACGACUCUGCCCUAUAUACGCAAUGGCUUCAGCUCCGACUUCUCCUAUGGAGGACUGGGCGACAAGACCCACAGCACAGAUUUGAGCUGCGGCAAAUCGGAGGCUUCUGUGGACUCGAUCACCGAGGGCGAUAGGCGAGCUCUGAUGGGCGGCGACCUGCCCGCCUCGAGCACUUACUCAGGAGCACUCUCCUACCACUAUCCGCAGGCCGGACUCAUCCGGCGCAGUCUGCCCAACAUGUCCCAUUCGAUAAUUAGUUGCGCUAACGCAAAAUUGUAACUGAGAACAACUAUAUGAAAGGAACAUAAAAUCCCAAUAAAAAACGAAGUGUAUACAGAC